GCAUGUGUUACUGUGUUACUCUUUGAGAGAGUUUAUAUGUGGAGCCUCCGUAUUGCGAAGGAGCCCCUUGCACAACCACACUUCAGCGUUGUCUAUCACAACAGCAGGCUUGACUCGAGAGAGAUCCCAUAUAUCCAGGCUCCUUGACUCGUUCGGUUCACGCCAGACUUGCCACCUCAUUCAGAACUGAAUUUGAACACUUACCCCCCCCCCCCCCCCCCCCCCCCCUCCCUCUCACAAGAAGCAAUGCUUGUGGGAUUCACCUCGGUCAAGCAGGCCCUCGCCUCGCUUCUACUCACCCUCCUAGUCACCCUCUCCCUCCUCAACAACUUCGUAUCCGCGGCCGAGCCAGUAGAAGAUCUCGAAGUGCCAGUGGGCAACCCCAACCUCGCCGGCUUCCGCUACAACAAAACCGUUUUUGGUGGCGCACCCGGAAAGAACCGGUACGAUGUGUACUGGAACGUCGACAAUGUUGGCACCCCGCAGGAACAGCUGCAUGUCGUGCUGAGGUUGACAGGCCCGGCGUUGAAGUGGGCGUGGGUGGGCAUUGGGUUUGGACGGACGAUGUUGGAGGGACAGUUUGUGGUGUGCCACCAAAUCAUGGCGAAGGAGGCCCCCAGUGCGCCGACGAACACGGAGUUGCAUGAGCAUUGGACUCGGAAGCAGUAUGCCCCGCCGAGAGACCGAGACCAAACGGAAGCCGCCUACACGCAGCAGGCAGCCAUCCCCGUCGUAGGAUUCACCGACAGCAACACCCUGACCUGCGAGUUCACCCGCGCCACAAAACCCGCCGAUCGCUACCACGUCCCCAUCGAUGUAACGACCGACACGAACCUGCUCUGGGCUUUCAACCCAGCAUCCGAAAAAAACAGCGACGGCGGUUGGUUCACAUAUCACGGCGACAUCUGGAGAGGGGCGCUGGUCGCCGGGCUCGCUGAGGGCGACAUGCUGGCGGUCGCCACCAAAUCCUUCCAGAAGAAGCAAGCCCACGGAUUCGGGAUGAUCGCCGUGUGGCUCCUCAUCUUCCCCUUUGGCGCAUACUACGCACGCUACCUGCGCUCCACUGCGGGGUGGAACAUCGUCCACUUGGUCAUCCAAUCCACCGGCGUGUGCGCCAUCAUCAUCCUGAUCGUCAUCAUCGUCACCGACAUGGUCUUCCUGAACCGAGCCCACGCCUACCUAGGAAUCACGAUGCUCGUCCUCAUUCUCUUCCAAUUCUUCCUCGGCAUCACCAACCUCCUCGGCCUCUCCUACGAACGCGCCGCCCGCCUCAAAAAGGUCGUGCGCCGCGUCCACCAGUUCCUCGGUCUCUCAGUGAUCCUCGCGGCCACCGUGCAAGCGGGCUUGGGCAUCAACAAACUCUACCCAUGGCAGGAAGACCGCGGCAAAGCCGUAUGGGGUGUCUACAUCGGCCUCAUCCUGUUCUGGACCAUCCUCUUCAUCUCCACCGAGACAUACUUCCGCCGCUCCGUGCGCAGGACCGACCCCAAGAAGGCCGGCGGGGCGUACUCUGACCUCCGCAAAAUCGACGCGACGAACACGAUGGUGCCUAUGAAACAGAAGGUUAAGCGCGGCGAGACAGCGGUGACGUUGAUUAAUGCGUCGAAUAGUGCGGCUAGUACCACUAUCCCGAUGACACAGACGCGGCUGAGGCCGGGGUUGACACAGUAUACGUGGGGGAGCUUGAAUCAGGCGAUUAUGAAUGGAGAGCUGUUGGUUGUGGCCAAUGGUCGUUAUGUUUACAGCAUUGCUCAGUGGAUCAACUCACACCCCGGAGGCCAACUCAUUCUCCACGCCGUCAACGGAACAGACAUCACAAACGACUACUUUCACGAAGCCGGUUUCGACGCCGACGAGUUCACACCGAGACCCGAGGCGCCUGCACAACGCAACAACCGCGCCAACGCAGAAGCCUCCUUGGGCCGCCGCAACGGCGACCUCGCUAGUCUCACCAGCACCGAGAUGAACAAAUCCCUUAACUCGUUUGGCGACGAGCUGGUGGAGGAGAUGAGGGUCGCGCCGACCAUGAACGAGAAGGACUGGAAACUUGUGGUCAAGUCCCGUCGGACGAAUGUUCACUCCCGGCUUGCCAUUGAACGUCUGUCGAAAUUGCUGGUCGGUGAGCUCGUACCCGAGAAUACGUCAUCGUCGUCCGAGAUGGGAAACGCGAAUGCGCCCUUUGACCCUAACGAGUACCGCCGUUACGCGAUGGUGGAAAACACACCCAUCGCGGAACGGUCGUCCGUCGUCAAGUUCCGUUUCUGUCUGCUGUACCCCUACGACGUGCGCAGCGGCGAGCCGCAGGUUAUCUUCCCCGGACAGGCCAUCGAGAUUUGCGCGCGGAUCAAGAACAAGCUCGUGACGCGCUACUACAGCCCGCUCGGCACGACCGGACUUUCGACCAUCGAGAUCAUGGCCAAGAUCUACCCGGACGGCGUGAUGUCGCAAUACCUGUUCAAGCAGAAACCGGGCGACAGGCAGAUCAAGAUCCGCGGUCCCUUCGGAACUCCGCUUUUCCACCCGGAAAAGACCCUCGUGCCCUCUGACCGCGUCACCUGGUUCCCAACCAACCUCCUCUACAUCGCCGGCGGAACAGGCAUAACACCCUUCCUGCAACUCCUCACAGCCGCCAUCUUCCCCGUUGCAGAGCCGUUACGCGUUCACACCGAGUACCUCCCGCAAAUAGACGACGAACUCACCCUCCAACGCAACGACCACGUCGCGGUUUCCCACCACUACUACGACGGCUGGGCCGUCGGCGUCAACUUGCGCACCGGCCAGCACGGCGCGUUCCCGCUGACUGUCACCGUCCCCUACCCAGGGAUGAACCUCCUCCAAGGCGGAAAACUCACCCUCAUCCACGCGGUGCGCACCGCGGGUGAAGCCAUCCUCGGCGACGAGCUCCUCGAGGGCGCCAUGCUCGCGUACCCCGGCGUCCUCGAAAUCCACCGCUUCAUCGCCGACGGCAGCACACCCGAAAAGCCCCUCGGCGUCCUCUACGCUUCUCAGUUAUCUGAACCGAAUUUGGAGGAUAUCCUGAAGAAACGGUGGAGGGAUACGGAUGCACACGGAAGGGAGGUGGAGGACGAGGAUGAAGAAAAAGCGGCGUUGAGGCAGAUUGUGGUGUGUGGACCCACGGGCUUUGGGAGCUGGGUUGUGGAUGCCUUGAGUGAGGGGAGCGUGGAUAUGAGGCGGGUUGUCAUUUUGCCGAGUGAUCGGGUUUUGUGAGGGUUGUGAACUGCGACUACCCCCGCGAGUUUCUCUAGUUUACGUACUAUUCGUCUAAUACUACUCAUUCCCCGCAAACGAACGAACAUAAUGCCACACCCUCUUGUACCAGUUUACUACUGUAUGUACUUUGCAUCAAUCAAAUCGCUUUUACCGUGCUUUCCUAGGAUUCGAACGAGAAAAAAUGUAUGCUUUCCUGUUACGGGACCCCAAUCUGUCGUGCGAUACCAGCACUCGGCACCCACCCACUCUCUUUUAUGUUGAGUAGGUAUGUACAUCUUUGGCAUCAUGGUCUGCCCUCGUUGGCGACGUUGUUGGGGAGGGUUGAUGUUACAUUUUUUCUGUGACGUCGUUCGCCUUUCAUGACGUGACUGGCAGAACAUUCGCGCCCUGGAAGUUGGACCUCAA
Fimicolochytrium jonesii is the source of this 3636-nucleotide messenger RNA. RefSeq lists its product as uncharacterized. Lineage: Eukaryota; Fungi; Chytridiomycota; Chytridiomycetes; Spizellomycetales; Powellomycetaceae. The record is from RefSeq and is a predicted model, not a curated record. The transcript is spliced from 3 exons. The coding region runs from base 247 to 3228 and encodes 993 amino acids. Gene Ontology annotation, molecular function: protein binding; oxidoreductase activity.